AGUCACACUCCAGACCAAAUAGCAACUGCGAGCGGUUUCAGGACAAAGUUGAGGAAAAAAAAGCAAAGUGUCGCACUUUUUCUGAGGGUAAGGAAAUGUUAUACUCCGAUUACCUUUAUUUACUUUUGGCUCGCUCGUGCCUUCCCGCGUGGUAUCUAAAACUAUCUGUCUGGUCAUUGUGUUUAUUCCGAUUAUACGUUUAUUUUAUUAUAAGAUGGUUCUUCUGUAUAUGCUGUAUUUUAUCGUCUGUUCUAGGCUUCACUUCACCACGGGAAGUUUUCUCCCUCGCAGUUUGGUUUAUUGCUCGGUCCGAGGAGGAGCUUGUCGAGACUUCUACUAAUGAAAAUCAGAUGUUUUCUGCCAGCCAACUCGGUAGCCAAAUUGCAGUAUAGACAGAUGCACAAUGUUGGUGUAGUUAUUCAUGAGGGCUACUCAAUGUCUGCCUACAACCCAUGUUUGGGAAACAAACCCAACGCUCUAAUCAGAAAACGUAGCCUACUCCUUCCUUUCUCUUACAAAUAUCAGAACAUAAUGUUACGCGGCUUGGGGGUAUUGAAGAAGGAUACAGUUAGUGCGCAAUGAGAACCCGCUCGACAGCCUGGGUAAGGUUUAGAGAUACUCUACUUGCUGCAACCUGUGCCCAAACUAUUUGUUGGCUGACGGCACAUUUCUGCAACCACUUCACAGGAGUGUGAAAGCCAGCGAAUGACCAUGACUUCCCAAACCGGAUACUCCAGUAACAUGAUGUUCCAGUCCAUCAGCAACGACCUGAACGCCUCGCUGGCGACGGCUGACGAGCUGUCCCGAGAGUUCAACUCCAUGAUGCAUGAGGCCACCCCCACUCCUCCGCAGCCUGGCUACCAGACCUCCUCCCUCCUCAACCCCGCCGCCGCCACCGCCUACUCCUCCUCCACCUCCUCGAUACCCAGAGACAGGCCCAUGUCCGUCGCUCCGUCCAUGACCGCCGCCGCCGCCUCGAGCACCGCCUCCCGCUCGGACUCCAGCUCCAGCGUCCCCUCCUCCGCCUACUCCAGCUCCUACACCGGCUCGUCCUCCACACCCAGGAUCUCCUGCCCCCAGGCGUCCAGCCAUGUGUCCUCCGUCGGCGUCCGGAGCUUCUCCUCCUCCUCCUCCUCCUCCUCCCUCCCCCCCCCCCCGCCCGCACGACGCUCUCAUCGCCACCAGCAGCAGGAACCGUCCUUUGACCCCAACACCCCGCUCAAACGCUACCCCGCCACCUUCACCUACGCCCAGCAGCAGCAGCAGCAGCAGCAGCAGCAGCAGCAGGUCAGCCCCAACCAGUCGCCCCGGUCCGGGCGCCGCAACCGUAGCCCCCGCAGCCCCCGCAAGUCCCCCAGAUACAUGGAAAGCAGCCCCGCCCCCAGCCCCACCGGCGCCGCCGGCUUUGACCAAUGGCAGCACGGCACCGCUCAGCCGAUGCACCCUUCCGGUGGUCUGCGGGUGCCGCACGACACGGGCUCGAUGGGUCGGAGGUCGCCCGGCGGCGACAGGAGCUCCUCCCCGCGCCCGUUUGGCGGCGGCGGCGGCCCCUUCCUCGCUAGCACGCUGCCGCGCAACUUUGGAGGCGUGAAGCACAAUGAGGAGGGUUUGCAGCAGCAGCAGACUACUGGCAGGUGGAACGAGACAGAUCUGGAUGCCUUCUCUUCUAAUAAGAAACAUCACCACACCUACGACACGUCGGAGUGGAUGAGGCCGGUGGUGCCCGGCAGCGGCUGGAGGGAGUCCAACCUAGACGGGCCCACGCCGGCCCCCGCCCAAAAGAAGGACUCUCUGUCGGGCUUCAACUACGGGCAGGGCUCGCUCCCGCGCAACACGCGCAUCGCAGUCCCCCCCGAUCCGCUGCCCCCCCCGCACUACCUGGCCCAACCAAUCGUAAGCCGCAUCUCGAUCCCCCCGGCCAACGCCAGGCCGCGCCAGCGCAAGCCCAUCCCGCUGUCGGUCAUCAUGCGCCUGCAGAACCCCAACUGGGCUGGGGAACCCAUGGCCCAUCCUCACGGGCUGGGGAUGGCUGGAGACUUCCCGAUGGCCCCGCCCUCAGUCCGAGAGAUCCCGCCCCCUUCUUCCUUGCAGCCCGCAUUCUACGCCGAAGUGCUGAACUCUGGUGACGUGGACGCAGAGCUAGAGAAGCUCGACCUGGUCCACUACAUGCCCCCCAUCCCAGAGACCUCACGCGGGUCGCCCCAGAGUGGUGCCGGCGAGGGGGGUGGGUCGCCCACAAAGGGUGCUGGCGAGGCGGGCCCCCCAGCCCUGGCCCCCAGGCCCCUCAGCCCCACGCGGCUGCAGCCCGUGGUGGCCCCGCAGGCGCACGCGGUCCACGACAUGGAGGAGGUGUUCCGCAUCCGCGCCGAGAUCCCCCGGGCGCUCAAGAGGCGGAGCUCCGUCGACCAGUCCCUGCCGCAGAAGAAGGCGUCCCAGUACCAGCCCAACCAGUACAAGCAUCUCAUCAACAAGCUGUUCCGCCGCACGGGGCGGCAGCAGCGCCCCGGGGGGGAGAAGGGCAGCGACUCCUCCGACGGGGAGGAGACGCCUUCCUCCCCUCCGGAGUCCCCCGUGGUCACACCCUCCCCCGCCUCCCCGGACUACCCCAGCUAUCACUCCAUCCUGCGGCGCAGCAAGAAGCAGAACAGGGCAGUGGGGCGGCGGGCGCACCUCAACCCCCUGGUGCUGCUGCUGGACGGGGCCCUGGUCGGGGAGCUGGAGACCGUCCAGAAGGCCGUUCAGGAGAUGAGUGAUCCCAGCCAGCCCAACGACGAGGGCAUCACGGCGCUCCACAACGCCAUCUGUGGAGGCCACUACAACGUUGUGGACUUCCUGGUUCGGAUCGGAGCCAACGUCAGCGCCCCCGACAGCCACGGCUGGACCCCGCUGCACUGCUCGGCCUCCUGCAACGACCGGCCGCUGUGUGAGUUCCUGGUCCGUAACGGGGCCGCCGUCAUGGCAACCACCGAGAGUGACGGGGCCACCGCCGCGCAGAAGUGUGACCCCUACGCCCUCGGGUUCGAGGAGUGUGAGAGCUUCCUCCGAGGUGUGGAGGAGGCGAUGGGAGCCGACAACAGCGGCGUGCUGUACGCCCUGUGGAGCUACCAGGGGCAGGCCGCUGACGAGCUGGGCUUCAAUGAGGGGGACAUGGUGACCAUCCUGCAGAAGGCCCAGGGGGUGGACUGGUGGUGGGCCUCGCUCUGCGGCCGCGAGGGCUUUGUGCCCAACAACUACUUUGGGCUCUUCCCAAAGGUCCGUCCUAAGUCUCUGUGUUGAUGCGUCUCUCUGGGCUCACGGAUCAGAGGACGACGUUGUCUCAUCUGGUGUUCUA
Molecule: messenger RNA, 3331 nt
Organism: Gadus chalcogrammus (walleye pollock)
Lineage: Eukaryota; Metazoa; Chordata; Actinopteri; Gadiformes; Gadidae
Gene: ppp1r13l
Product: protein phosphatase 1, regulatory subunit 13 like
Exons: 14
Coding region: 706-3276 (856 amino acids)
Biological process (GO): regulation of transcription by RNA polymerase II; positive regulation of cell differentiation
Molecular function (GO): transcription factor binding
Source: RefSeq, a predicted model, not a curated record